AUGAGCGAAUCCAUUGGUUUCAUUGAAAAGUUGAAGAAUGCAGUAAACUUGGAGCAAAAGUCCGACGUUCUUUUGACGAAUUCAUACCUCGAAUCAUUUUCCUCAAAGAAGUUGGCUCAGUUUGGGUUGGCGGUGGUCAAUUUAGUAGUAGACAACGUGAAGACCGGUUUGGGUGGAAAGACUUUGCUCGAAUUGGUUGUUGAUCCGGCAUUGAAGAACAAUGAUGACAUACAGCUCGGGUCUUUGAGAGUCGGAGAUAUUGUAAAGCUAGACAAAAUGAGUAGUGCUGAAUCUUUAAAAUCCAAGAAAGCUCAAGAAAAUUCAUCCAAAGGAGCCAGUCCAGAGGAUGAGUCUCUUGAUGCGGUAGUCAUCAAGACUUCGUCGCAAUCGAUUACUAUCUCGAUAGAAGAAGACUCAACAGAAGACAAAGUUAUGAACCUAUACAAUAAUACCUCCAACGAUGGAGUAAGAAUGUGGAUAGUAAAACUCUCUAACAGCAUUACCUACAAGAGAAUGAUCUCCACAUUGAACAAGUUGGCUGAGCUAGACAACAAUCACAAUAAUGAUAUCGUUAAGCUAUUAUUGGGCCAAACCAAGUACGUUCCAAGGGGCUCCAACGCAAAUGUCAAGAGUUUCUUUGACUCCAACUUGAAUGAGUCGCAAAAGAAUGCUAUCAAUUUUGCCAUACAUGAUUCACCAAUAACUAUUAUUCAUGGUCCUCCAGGAACAGGAAAAACAUAUACAUUGAUUGAGCUCAUCAAGCAGCUAACUUUUAACCAUGGAGAAAGGGUUUUAGUCUGUGGGCCAUCCAAUAUUUCUGUGGAUACAAUUUUGGAACGCUUGUCUCCAAUAUUCCUCAUAAGAAUUGGCCAUCCUGCUAGAUUAUUAGCCAACAAUCUCCAGCACUCUUUGGAUAUUCUAUCAAAAACCAGUUUUGGAGCUGACCCCAGUGACAACAAGUCAAUUUUAAGAGACAUAGAAAAGGAUAUCGGUGAAACCCUUGGAAAAAUUAAGAAAUGCAAGAGAUAUUCAGAGAGAAGGGUACUUUGGGGUGAAUUAAAGCAAUUCAAGAAGGAGUUAAGAAUCAGGGAAAAGAAAAUCGUGCAAGACAUUUUAGUGAAUUCUCGUGUGGUUUUAUCAACACUUCAUGGAGCAGGAUCAUACGAAUUGACAUCUUUGUACAAAGAAGAUUCCUUGAAUUUCAAUCAUGAAAACCCGUUGUUUGACACUAUUAUAAUCGAUGAGGUUUCGCAGUCGUUGGAACCUCAGUGCUGGAUUCCGUUGGUAAAUCACAUUGGCUUCAAACGGUUAGUUAUCGCUGGAGAUAACAAGCAAUUGCCUCCAACAAUCAAAUCUAAAGAAGAGGUGGAAAGACUUUUAGGUAACUUGAGCUUGGACAAUAUCUCCAAACAAAAAGAGCCUGAAGCUAAUACAGCUAACUUGGAAUUAACAUUGUUUGACAGAUUGGUUAGGGAUCAUGAAGGUGACAAGUUCAAAAAGCUUUUGGACACACAAUACCGCAUGAAUGAAGCAAUCAUGAAAUUCCCAUCUUUGGAGUUGUAUGAAGGAAAACUUAAAGCACAUGAAUCGGUUAGAAACAUCAAGCUUACAGAUUUACCCAACAUUGAUGAGAACGAUGAUACACUUGCUACUUGUGUGUGGUACGAUACACAAGGGGGCGACUUUCCAGAAAGGACUAGUGGAGAGGAUGACGACAAGAACGCAGGGGCAAGAUCUGGGGGCUUAGUUGAGGCUGGGUCCAAAUACAACGAAAUGGAGGCUCUAUUGGUUGUGAAGCAUUUAAAAAAACUAUUGGGGUAUGGAGUGGCCCCAGAACAUAUCGGUGUGAUAUCACCCUACAGUGCCCAGGUCAAUAUUGUCAAGAAAGCACUCCAACAUGAAGCAUCGGCGUAUUCUAGAAUCGAAGUCUCGACCGUGGAUGGGUUUCAAGGACGAGAAAAGGAGAUUAUCAUCAUAUCCCUCGUGCGAUCAAACGACGCGUUUGAGGUUGGAUUUUUACGGGACGAAAGAAGAUUGAAUGUUGCAAUGACCCGCCCCAAACGCCAAUUGUGUGUGGUUGGGAACAUAGAGGUUAUUGGCCAGAGUGGCUUCGGGUUUUUAGAGAAGUGGGCUGCGUAUGUGGAAGAUGGAGACAACGGCUACGAGGUGUACUAUCCAGAUUUGGGAGACUAUUAA
Messenger RNA from Suhomyces tanzawaensis NRRL Y-17324, 2196 nucleotides. Its product is annotated as ATP-dependent 5'-3' DNA helicase. NCBI's taxonomy places the organism in Eukaryota, Fungi, Ascomycota, Pichiomycetes, Serinales, Debaryomycetaceae. The record is from RefSeq and is a predicted model, not a curated record. The transcript has 2 exons. Bases 1 to 2196 code for a protein of 731 amino acids. Gene Ontology annotation, molecular function: ATP hydrolysis activity; DNA binding; ATP binding.